Oikopleura dioica is the source of this 1380-nucleotide messenger RNA. The record is from the annotation of a GenBank genome assembly. Lineage: Eukaryota; Metazoa; Chordata; Appendicularia; Copelata; Oikopleuridae.
AUGCAAAGAAUAAUGAAAAUUAAUAAGCAACUAAAUCUUUGUUAUCUUACUGGCAUUGCUGCUACAGUCUUCCUUUUCACAAAGCUAACUGAAAAGAAAUUCACGAUUAAUGAUCCCUACAGCAUAAAUUAUCCUGACCAAAGAAACUUCAGUCCAAUUUGGUCGAAUUCUCUAGGAGAAACCGAUCUAUUUGUCGGCAUUCCAACUGUCAAAAGAGCUGCGGAAAGCUACCUCAGAGACACACUGACUUCAAUAAAGAAUGAUUUGAGGACCUUCAAAGAUUCAGAAACCUUCAAAAUCUCGAUUGUUCUUUUUGUCGGAAAAAGUGACAAAAAUUAUUUCGACGAACUUGUGGAAGAAUAUCAAGAUGACCUGAGUGACGAUUUCGCGAUUCUUAUGGCUCCUGAUGAUUAUUACCACAAAUAUCUUGUCAAGCCGAUAAGCCCGACUUUUGGCGAUUCCAUGGAGCGAAUGUUCUGGCGAACGAUGCAAGCUCUCGACUACAUUUUCCUCUGGGAAAGCGCCAUCGAUUUUCCACUUUAUCUUCAACUCGAAGACGACGUUCUAGUCAGCCCUGGUUUCUUCCAUUUCAUCAGCGGUCAUUUGAAAAGCCUUGAAAACCGAAGAGAUUGGUUUUCACUCGAGUUUUCGCCGCUUGGCUUCAUUGGCAAAAUGUUCAAUAAAGAAAGUUUGCAGGCGCUGACGCAGUACAGCAAGUUAUUUUUUGACGUGAAGCCGAUUGAUUGGAUUUAUUGGAGUUAUAUCAGAAUGAAAGUUUGUUCUCCGGAGUGGGACAAAGACAGAUGCGAACGGGAACUUCGAAAAAUUGUGAUUCCCUGCAGCUCAAGAAUUCCACUCCUCAGACAUAUUGGCUCGAUUUCAUCCCUCGACGGAAAAGUCCAGAAUCUAGUUGACAGGCCGCAAGGAAACCCCGAAGUUUCGAAACUCCGUUGCACUGAUAACAUCGACUUAUCAGAAUUGAAAGCAAUUUACUACUCUUCGAAAACAAUUAAAGUUUUUUCAAUGAAAGACAAGAAAACAACAAUUGAAAUUUCAUUCCGCCACCUUCAGUCGCCAGAAAAGCUCAUUUUUUACCAUGGCUCCUCCCAAAAGCUUCCUGGCGAGCUGAGUAAUCAAUCCAAAUCGAAAAUUCCUUACACAACAAAGAUAUAUGCAGAUAUUUAUGGAGAGGGAUGGAAACAUGUUCUGGACUUUUUCCAGUGCAAUCACGGAUCCAAAACAACGACACUUGGUGUUAAAACCUCUUGCUCGAUGAACAAACUAAGUUCCGAAAAAACUAUCAUCAAAGCAAUCAAAAUCGAAGUCUCGAGCGAUCAUGAACCUUUUCUUCUUCAUAAAAUUGACAUCUUUAGAUCAUAA